Molecule: messenger RNA, 1011 nt
Organism: Strongylus vulgaris
Lineage: Eukaryota; Metazoa; Nematoda; Chromadorea; Rhabditida; Strongylidae
Source: the annotation of a GenBank genome assembly
AUGUCUUCAGCCCAGGAUGAUCCAGCAACGAAAUUUGCCUCCCGAAUUGCCACUGUCACCUCAUUACUAGUCAUUAUUACUUGUUCUCUGCUGUACACUGCUACCAUAGUAGGAAUAGAAACUUCCGCAUCUCAGUACGAAGACAUGUUAAGAGCUUUUGAGGAAACUCACCAAACCACGUAUAAUGAUCUCAAAUCACUGGAAGUCGAAAGAAUAAGAAGAGAUGCAUACUACACUCAACCUCGGAAAAGCAUGCUCGAGUACGGUGUGGAUGGAGGAGGGUAUGUUCGUCCACAUAGAAGGAGACCAAGUACAUACGAACCUCGAAUAUGCGGUAGGUUAAAAAUAAUUCAUGUACGUUUUCUCAAGCGAAAAAUGACGCGUACAAAGCGAAAGUUCAAACCUUUGUUUACUAGUCCUUUAACAGACUGCACAGUGAUACAAUGUCCCCGUGGGCCACGAGGUCCACCUGGUGUCAAUGGAAUACCAGCUGAAGAUGGAAUCCCGGGCGAGCCAGGUCGCCCAGGGAUUGAUGGAAUCUACCUCGGUGAGGAAAUGGUGUGUUCACCCUGUCCGCAAGGUCCACGCGGUGAAGAUGGUCCACAGGGUGAACCAGGAGAACAAGGCAAGCCUGGCAUUCCUGGAGUGCCAGGCCAGGACGGUAACAAUGAGCCUGGCCCGGUCGGCCCACCGGGCAAUAGGGGGCAGACCGGAAGGCCUGGCAAAAAAGGAAUUCCUGGAGAAUCUGGUCAAGAUGCAGUCCAGCUGAUUGGUCUUCCUGGCCCAAAAGGGGAGCGGGGACCACCCGGAUUCGCCGGUUCGCGGGGAGAUCCUGGAGCUAAUGGAAUACCUGCUCCUCCAGGACCAGAAGGACCUCCUGGAAGUAUCGGAGAUGUUGGCGACCCAGGCGAAUACGGUUUGCGUGGUCCUGCUGGUAGAAGAGGCCCGCCAGGAGAAGAUGGUGGCUAUUGCCAAUGCCCUCCACGCGACGAGACGUCGACUAGCAGAUAA